GCCUUGUGUGUGGCAUCAGCCCAGCAGAGAGAAGCUGUGUUGGCAGCAUGAGGACAAGGAUCUUGCACCAAGGUAGGAACCACUCAGGAUGCUCUGUGGCACUGGGGCUGUUUGGGGGGCCAGCUAGUCCAGGCAGCUGCAGCAUCUGGGCUUUCACCAGCAGCACCUGCCUAGCAAAGCAGUGGCCUGGGUAUGUUGCAGGUCCUAGAGCCUGGGCAGGGGGAGAGGGACUGUUUUCCAGCUAGGGAACAGUUUGGGACAGUGCAGAUCUCUGUCCUUGCCAACCCUGCGUGGGGAGCAGUGAUAUUCACUCUGCAGGAGAUGGGAGCACCUUGUGUUUCUGACCUUCUCACCCAAGUGUCAGCAGGGCAGCCGCUAGGAUUUUCUUGGCUUCGCUGCAGGUCCUGAAGCAGCAUUGCACGUCAGAAGACUCGCUGCCUGCAGGCAUGGUGCUCUGGGCUGUCCACCACAGUGCAGCAGGCUAGCUGUGUUCAAGUGCGGCUGCUUCAGGCUCUGCAAGUCCCCAGCUGCCUGCAGUGCUAGGAGACAAGGCUCCCCCCACCAGUGCUGUUCUGAUCAGCAGCGUCCCAUCUCCUGCAGCCACUGCCUGUCCCACAGCCGCUGUCUGUCCUGCAGUUUCGCAGUAGUUUUUAUCUGGCAGCCCCAUGGAGCUCUUGGCAGCUGCUGUACACAGUGGUGAGAGAGAACCACAUUUCUAUUUGGUUGAUGUGCAUUUCUAUUUGGUUGAUGUGCAGCUCUGACCAGCCUGGGCGCACUGAUGGGGGUGUAUUCAGUACAGGGGGCUUUGCAGGGAUACCUGUGUGUGAUGCUUCAGAAACAGAGAAAUAUCCAGUCCCAGCUGCUGCAUGGCAGCAUCCUCAGUGGGGAGAAAGGGGGAGAAAGCUGAGUCCAGGAGCAAAGGAGAUUGCUCAGCCUUAAAAGCAAAUCUGACAGCACUGAGUGAAUGGGAAGGAGGAGAAAGCAGGCUCAGUGAAACCCUGCUUGUCUGGAGGCAGCAGGAAAGGGAAGGCUCUGGGAGGGGAACACUGCGGAGGCUUGAGCUGUGAUGCACUGUGGAAGUGUGGGGGCAGAGUGUCUGGGAAAUCCGUGAAUCCAUACACCAGCUUGAUGGGGAUGAAGAGGAAAACACCAAGGAAAAGAGAAUCAGGGAGAUGGUGGGAGAGCAUAGGCACUGCAGGCCUGUGUGUGAUCCCACUAAGGUUUCUUUGCAGUUGUUGUUCUAAUGUGCCUGUCUCAGCAGCUCGUCUCAAGCUGGAGAGCAAAGGGGUCUGGAGUAACACAUGGAUGGGCAGAGCCUUCAGCCAGCUGGUACAGAGUGUAAGGGGACUCGGAGCAAACGCAGCCAGGCUGUGUGAGAAGGGCAGAGCAAGGUGCUGGAGUGGGAGAGUGGGCAGCGGCACAUACGGGGCAGCACUGGAGCAUGAUCUGCAGUCCUAGCAGAAUUUGGUGCCAGCAGAGUUCAGUGGAAGCUGCUGGCACAGCCACCACUAAGUACCAGCCUGUGUCCUGCCCAUGGUGUGCCACCUGCCUGUGGUGACACUUUGGCCUUUGACUCAACAGUGCCCCAGGAAAUCAGGACCUGCUGGCAGCCAGUGUUGGGGCUGGGCAGUGCCAGGGUGCAGUGGUUCUGUUUGCCAGAAAGGGAACAGUGGAGUUAAUCUUGCCAGUGUAGACUGGGUUUGAUCCUCUUUUGUAAUGAACAUCAUAGGGCAGUCUCUGUUGUGGGCCAGUAUGGCAGCCAGACUCUGCAUGUGGCACAACUUUAUCCCAGGUGCCGUGUAAUGAAUGAGAGUGAUGGGAUUGCAUGGAGGCUGUUUGCCCUGCAGGUUGGGGUCCUGUCCUGCUCUUGGUAGUGUUGAGAAACAAAGUGGGACAGCAUUUCCACAUUUCAGUGUGGCUGCAAUUGUGAUCUAAACCUCUCCUGUCAGUCUGUGGUGUGUUGGUGAAGCUGUCCCUUUGGCAGCUUGCUGGGAUCUAUGGCCUUUCUCCCACUCAUUGCUUUCCAUAUCUGGUCUCUGCAGAGGCACUGAGCUUUCUGCAAAGGGGAGGUGGCAGGAGCUUGGGUUUUGCAUCUGAAAAGUGCAGUGAGGUGGCAAGCACUCUGCACAGCCAGCUUCUUGAUGUCUGGAAGUAUGUUUUCUGUCUUUAAAACUUUGACAAUUCCUGUUAAAUUCACAGAGAUGCUCCAGUAAUUAAUACCCUCUGGUUUUGAAGCUUUUGAGAGCUGCAGCAAAAACCAUGGGAAAAAUGAUCUGAUCGGGCUCCCUGGGGAAAGAAGGGGAUGGAAUUGCUUGCUAACAAUAUGCUGGAAGCGAGGGCCAUGUUUACACGCAUGGAGGAAGGUGGGGAAGCCAGGCAGGAAGGCAAACUGUAAUGUGGCUGCAGGACAGAGCUGGGGCAGCUACCUCAUCUCAGGUGCUCCCCCAGUCUAUAACCAAGUUCUGAAGGUGCCUUGGCAUGCUGGACAUCCAAGCACUGAGGGAAUGAUUGGUGCACUGGGACUCCUGCUCUCAUUGGAGGCCUCCUCCCAUAGCUGGGCUUCCAGCAGGCACAGGCCAUGUGAUGGAGUGUACGCGGUGCAGGGUGACAGUGUCGUGCUGGAUUCUGUCAUCCUCAGGGCCUUGGUGCUGCAUAGGUACAUGAGGAGCCAGGCUAGGGCUCAUUCCUAGAGCUCAGCCAGCCCUGGGCAUCCCUCACCCUGCUGGUUCCUGGUGCUGUCCGUGUGGAUGUGGCACCAACUCCCCUGUGGGUCCUCUCUGCAUCCAUUGUGGCUGUGCUCAGUGAGGCAGUAACAGCAUGGUCACCCUGGCCUGUGCUGUCUGUGCCUGGGCCAGACACAUCUGCAGGGUUCAGCUGUGCCUCCAGGGCCUCCCCCAUAGCUCUUUCCUUCUCUUUCACUGGCAGCAGUUCCCACCCUGCGCAGGACAAGCACGGUGGAGGGGGUUCUGCAUGAAGCAGCCAUCAACCCUAGAGGCUGAGUAGCUUUGUGCUCCUGCCUUCCCUCAGGACGUGCCGCUUUUGCUGUGCCAUGACCCUGAGGCUUGGCAGCAGCCAUGGGGCUGUAUUCAUCUGGGCUGCUGAAAUGUGGCACUGCACAGGCUGGGGAGGUCUCACCUCAGGCACUCGUUGCUGCUGCAGCUGCCUGAGAAAAGCUUCGGAGAGCUUGUUAGUUAUGGACUGUGGCGCAGGCAUGCCUGCUGUGAUGCUCUUCCAAGUGACAGCUCUGUCCCAACCUCCCACAGCCAUAUACACUCCAGCAGCAUCAAGAUACAGCUGCUUCAAAGAGCCCACAGCUUCUGUGGGGUUUGCAGUUGGGCCCUGACCUUGGAAGCACUGAGGGGCUCUGCUGUCCCUCCUGAGUGCUCACAGUGCUGGAGUGGGAACGGACUCGGGAAUGGACCUAAUGGCCCUCCUGGAAUGGGCCCGGUUUGCUCUUCACACGCGGUGAGCCCUUGGUCCCUCCUGCAGCAGGGACUGCAGGUGCUGGUGGUCUGAUGAUGCCAAGGAGCUAGGUGACACCUGUGUCCAGCAGAGCUGGAGGGGAAUGCUUGGUGGGCAUGAGCCAUGAUGGGACCAGUGAAAGGGGCAGAGGGGAGUGGGCAGGAGCAGCUAGGCCAUGGUGGAAGGAGGAAGUGAUGGGUUUGGUGGCCAUGUCAGACACCUUCCUAGGGGUCUGCCCUUGCACUGCUGACUUUGCAUGUAGGCUCAGCCACCCUGGAACUCCUGCGUUGUGCUCUCAACAGCCUCAGCAGCUCCUCCUGCUUAGAGCCAAAAGCAUGGUUCCCAGAGCUGGUCCUCCAGGCAGAUGCCCCACGUGCUGACAGGGGCUAGUGCUGCUGACAGGCCCCAUGCCUAUUCCGGGGCUAAGUGUGGAUGGCAUGGGACGGCAGGUCCAGGCUGAGCCCCACGGGGCGGGCACCCACAAGCUGGCCUGGCUCAGCCUCCUCACCCCCCGUCAGAAGCUUUGAGCUGGAGAAUUGAGAGCAAUGCUAGCUGGAGAGCAGCAGUGCAGCCCCAACUGCCACCCCUGCACAAACUCCAUGUCAGAGCUGAGACAGUUCCUUGGGGCUCAACAUGUGGACAUGGGGGGAAGAAAGUUUAGAAACUUUAAGUGAAUAAUUCAGGGUGGUUUGGGGCCCAAGUGAUCGCUUUCAUGUAGAGAUCCCAUAUUAAUUAAAAUAAGUGUUUUGAAAUGAUUCAUACAGAGAGCAUGUAAAUUUUAAUCUGAAGUUGAAAGCAGCAGCCCUCUGUCCCAUUUCCUCCAUGGAAAAAAUAAACUGGCAGUGACCUUCAGAGCCUUCUCCUGCCUUCAGCCGAGCGCUCAGGGUUGGCAGGAGCAGAGCUGGGCUGUGUUUCCCUUGCCACAGGGCCAGCCCGUCUUGCCUGUCCCCUUCCCUGCCCCAGCUCCCAGCUGGGCCUGGCACAGAUGCAGCUGUCUGUUUCUGACUGUCCUGGGUUGUGGCUCUGACCUGGCUCUUGCUUUCUCAUACAUGGUGGCAUGUGACUGGAUGGGACUCACAGGUCUGUCAGUGGUGGGAUGCAGUGUCACCAAGCAACUUUGCCAUCCCCGGGGCAGCAAUGUCCAGGCAGUGCCAGGGCAGGGUGACCAGCAGCCAUGACGACAGAGACGGGCCCUGAUUCGGAAGUGAAGAACGUGCAGGAGGAGGCCCCGCAGCAGCAGCUGGAGGCAGCCACACACGGCCCCACUGCCACAGCUGCUGGCACUGCCAGCCGGGACGCUGAGGCCAACGAGAAGCCUGGAGCACAGCCUGACAGCCGGAAUACGGAGCCAGGUACAGACAUGGAGGAGAAGGACUACAGUGAGACAGAUGGGCUCUCUGACAAAACAACGCCUAGCAAGACCCAGAAAUCACCCCAGAAAAUCAACAAGAAAGUCAAAAGUGCUCUCUGCAGAGUGACCCUUCUCGAUGCCUCUGAGUAUGAGUGUGAAGUGGAGAAGCAUGCCCGAGGCCAGGUUCUCUUUGACAUGGUAUGUGAGCACCUCAACCUCCUGGAGAAGGACUAUUUUGGCCUCACCUUCUGCGAUUCCGACAGCCAGAAGAACUGGCUGGACCCCUCCAAAGAGAUCAAGAAGCAGAUCCGCAGUGGGCCCUGGAACUUCGCCUUCACUGUGAAGUUUUACCCUCCUGACCCUGCUCAGCUCACAGAGGACAUCACAAGAUACUACUUGUGCCUGCAGCUGCGUGCAGAUAUCAUCACGGGGCGACUGCCCUGCUCCUUCGUCACGCAUGCCCUGCUGGGCUCCUAUGCUGUGCAGGCCGAACUGGGUGACUACGAUGCUGAGGAGCAUGUAGGCAACUAUGUCAGUGAGCUCCGCUUUGCCCCCAACCAGACACGGGAGCUGGAGGAGCGCAUCAUGGAGCUGCACAAGACCUACCGGGGCAUGACCCCUGGGGAAGCAGAGAUCCACUUCCUGGAGAAUGCCAAGAAGCUCUCCAUGUAUGGGGUGGACCUGCACCAUGCCAAGGACUCAGAGGGUAUUGACAUCAUGCUAGGAGUCUGUGCCAAUGGCCUCCUCAUCUACAGGGACCGACUGAGGAUCAACCGUUUUGCCUGGCCCAAGAUCCUUAAAAUUUCCUACAAGAGGAGUAAUUUUUACAUCAAAAUCCGCCCUGGUGAGUAUGAGCAGUUUGAGAGCACCAUUGGCUUCAAGCUGCCCAACCACCGCUCCGCCAAGCGUCUCUGGAAGGUCUGCAUAGAGCAUCACACCUUCUUCAGGCUGGUAUCUCCAGAGCCACCCCCGAAGGGCUUCUUGGUGAUGGGCUCUAAGUUCCGCUACAGCGGGCGGACACAGGCACAGACCCGGCAGGCCAGCGCCCUCAUUGACCGCCCAGCCCCCUUCUUCGAGCGUUCCUCCAGCAAACGGUACACCAUGUCUCGCAGCCUUGAUGGAGAGUUCUCACGCCCAGCCUCCGUCAGUGAGAACCAUGAUGCCGGAGCAGAGGGUGAGAAACAGGAGGAGGAUGGUGAGUUUGGCAGUGGGAGACGAUCUGAGACAGAGGAUGAGGAGGUGACUACCCCGACGAAGAUCAAGGAGCUAAAGCCGGAGCACGAAACAACCCCCAGGCACAAGCAGGAGUUUUUAGACAAACCAGAAGAUGUUUUGCUAAAGCAUCAGGCCAGCAUCAAUGAGCUGAAACGGACCCUGAAGGAGCCCAACAGCAAGCUGGUUCACAGGGACCGAGACAGGAGGCUGCCUUCCUCACCAGCCUCUUCCUCACCCAAGCAUGAGGAGGAGACGCCGAAGGGAACCCCAGAAAAGGCCAGCGAGAGGAUGGAAGAGGACAUCCUAGACGAUUUUGCAUCUGAGCAUGGAGCUUCCCUAAGCAUGGAAUCUUUCACGCAGAAAAGCCUUGUCUCUUCUCCUGAGGGCUCGGAGCAUUGGGUAUUUAUAGAGAGAGAAACCACUAGGCUGGAAGAGGUAGCUCUAAAGAAAGCUCUGAGAGUCAAGAAAGAAGAAGGACGUGCGGGUACUUCAGAGGUGAAAAUGGGUGUGAGCAUGUCAAAAGUGGAGAUGGCAGUAGGGAAAGCCAAGGAAGUGGCAGGCCAGGAAGAACCAGCAGAUACACACCUGGAUACCUGGAAGAGAGCAAAAAUCAUUGCUAGUCCUGAAGAUUUUGAGUCUGUCUGGGAGGAUGAGAUCUAUGAGAAGGAAACUGGGGAGGAGCCCAGCACAGAGGCAAAGUGCUUGACACGUGAGAGAGCAGAGGAGGAGUCCAAAGAGAGGGUUGAGGGGGUAACCAGGAGUGAACUGGAUCUGUCCAGACCACAUCAGAAGCCUGAAGAGAGACAAAGGGCUGAGGCUUUGGGGUGCCCUCUCCAUGGAGAAAGCAAGAUGGUCUCUGAGGAGCAUGUUUCUGCAGCCUUUAGGAAGCAGGAUGCCAGAGCGCCAACUGCAAUUGCAGAGGUCAUUAGAAUUAAAGUGAAGUCUAGUGACGACAACACAGAGACUUCUGCUACACAGAGGAUCAUCUAUUUAGGAGAUCUGGAGGGAGAGGAGGACAAUAAAAUGCAUCUGCUUGCAGAGGCAGGAGGACAUCUUGGCUCAACAGUGGGGCAAGAAACCAUGGUGAAUAGGCCAGGGGAAGGACCAAGGCCCACGGCAUGUCUGGGAGAAAGGUCCCAGUGCAGUUCCUCAGUGUACGCACAACAGAAAGCAGUGUCAGAAAAAUCUUCUGCAGUGCCAGACCAGCCUGAGACAGGCUGUGAUGAGAUAAGCCCUGCAGGACAGCCUCCCUCAGAGCAGGAAGAAGGUUUUUCAGUGCAGCAAGACCAAGCAUCAGUGAGUCUGACUGGCUGCAAAACACUGGAGGGAGAUGAAGCCAUGUUGUGUUCCCAAGGGGUGGGGUCAGAUGAGAAGGAUCUGCAAAGGUCAGUAAGAGGAUUGAAGCCAUGUGCCCCCAAGAGGGCUGAGGACCCCAGACAGAGCCCAGAACAGAACCCAAAUGCAGGAGAGCAAUGGGGCUUGGAUGUCUCCACAGAAGAGUGGGGGCUCUCAGAAAGAAGCCUAUGUGGUGGGGAGGAGGAGAAAAGCUCCACAAUGGUUCUACAGAUGGAAGAGAUAGAGACAAAAUUACCCCCACCACCUGUGCCUCAGCACAGCUGCCCUCGUGCCACUGUGGGGCUGGAGGAGGAUGAACCCAGCACUCCCACCCCUGGCACUCUUCCUCAGCAAUUGAGCCCUGCAGAGCCAGCCCAGGAAAGGGAACCCAAGGGCAAAGACGUGUCCCAGAAUACCAGCCUUAUAAGAGAUAUGGGCACACCUGAGGAUAUGAACCCCUCAGCAGAGGUGGUAUGCAAGGAGGCAAGCCCUGCAGUAGAUAAAGAAGCACUCAAGGACAUGAGCCCUGUAACAGAGGUGGGAAUACCCAGGGAUGUGAGUCCUGAAUCUGCAGAAAAAAAACAAGACAUGCACUUUGUUACAAGGAAAAUAUACCAAGAUGCAAAUCCUAUUGCAAGAGGACCACACCAAAGCAAAGGCAAUGCAGUGGAGACAAUCCUGCUCAGAGAUCCCGCCACAGGGGAAGUGGUCCAGAACUCAGAUCCUACUGCAGCAAAGGGAACCCUGAGAGCUACAGAAGAGGCACUCCAGGAGGAACAGCUUGUGAUAAAAGGGCUCUCCCAGAACAUAGGGCCCACAUCAGGAAAGACGAUGGGAAGUGAAGGCAUGGAACAGCUGCCUCCCAAGGCAGAAGAACCAGAACAAGAGGCUGAGACCAUAAUAGAACACCUGCCCCAAAAGGGUCCUAAGUCUGGAGGGCUACUCCACACCGCAGAUACCAAAGCACAAGAGCCAGCCUGUGACUUGGAGUUCAGUGCAGGACAAGCUCUGCAAGACAGGAGCUCUGUGGCAGGAGAAACUGCUAGAGACAGUGACCUUACUCUGGAGCAGUCACUGCAGUCUCCAAGAGAUGCUGAUGUCUUGCAUUCCCACUCCCCUAUAACAGGUUUAUGUCAAGGCAGCAAGUUGUAUCAGCUCUCAACCUUUGUAUAUGAAGGUGGGGAAGAGGUGCAGGUGAGCAGUGGAAUACAGAAGAGAGAAUCUGGGCCAUUGAUGUGUAUUGCUGCAACCGAAGCUGUGUGCCAGGAGCACAGAGGUGUCACUGAAGCCCCACUCCUGGGUAGCUGGCAGGACAGUGAGAGCUACAAGAAAACCUCAGCGGCAUCUAAGAUUAAGAUGUUUGAGCAAAGUGAAGCUGAACAGAGGACAGCUCAGGAAGGACAAGAGCAUGCACCUGAAACUGAGACACCAGCAAAAGCAAAGGGAAAGACAAAUCUGUCACAGGACACAAUUUUGAACACAGUCCCCAUCUCACCUCCAGCAAUGGCAGGUGCUCCAGUGGGAUGCAUGACCAGUGUGGACUCAUUUGCCUUCAGGCAAGGAGCUGGUCCAGGAGUCUCCUCCCAGCUCCUGUCUCUGAAGGAAGAUGUUUCUGUUGAUCUGGAGCAUGAAGGAGAAGACAGUGCUGACCUGGCUUCCUCUGACUCUGGCUGUGAACUCACGCUGGCAGAAGCCGUGAGCAAAUCUCAGGAACCAAGUGGGGAAGAAAAGGAUUUAUCUGACCCGUCAUUAAAAUCCACCCUGAAAGAAGAGAAUUUAAAGGCUGCUGUUCCAGUGGUCUUAAAGAGAGCAGGCUUGAGGGAGGGCACUGAGGAGAAAGCUAAGCCGCCUCGGCACAGGGCUCCCGAGAGUGACACUGGAGAUGAGGAGCAGGACCAAGAGAAGGACUCGGUGUUUCUGAAGGACAACCACCUGGCCAUCGAGCGCAAGUGCUCCAGCAUUACAGUCAGUUCGACCUCCAGCUUGGAAGCAGAGGUGGACUUCACAGUGAUCGGUGACUUCCAUGGGACAGCCUUUGAGGACAUCUCCCGGAGCCUGCCCGAGCUGGACAAGGACAAGAGAGAGAUGGAAGAUGAAGGCCUGGUUUCCUUCCAGCAUACUGACAAAGUAGUUCCUGGAUUGGAAGAGGACGCCAAAGCCAGGGAGAAGGUCGCCCAGCCCAGCCCAGACAUCUCCCAGCUAGAGUCACCAGCCCCAAAAACAGAUGCUGUAACAGUCAGCCUGGGACAAGGCACAAGGAAGCCCGAAGAUGCCUCCGCCGCCCACCAGAUCAGCACCCCAGAAGCAGCUCAGGUGGAAGGAGGCCUGCCUGGCAGCAAAGAUGCAUCAGCCUCUGUUCGUGCUGUCACCACAGAGACCACACCAACAACCUCAGAUAACACCACCAAGCCUGGGAAAGGGACUGGCCCUACGACAGAGCUUCGCUCCGUGUCACCGAUCAGCAGCAGCUCUGCUGGGAAGGAAGUGCUCACCAGCAUAUUCAGUGCCACUGCAGAAACCCUCUCCACUUCUACCACUACCCAUGUUACCAAGACUGUGAAAGGAGGAUUUUCAGAGACCAGGAUAGAGAAGCGCAUAAUUAUCACAGGAGAUGAAGACGUGGACCAGGACCAGGCACUGGCUUUAGCAAUCAAAGAGGCAAAACUACAGCAUCCUGACAUGCUGGUAACCAAAGCUGUGGUAUAUAGAGAAACAGAACCUUCUCCAGAGGAAAGGGACAAGAAACCUCAGGAAUCUUGACCAACUUGUUCAUGAAGUCAGCAUCUGUAUUCAGACCUGGAGGACAGUGAAGAAGGAGCCUUCGUGCUGGAUUUGUCAGCAAAACAUAGACAUCCUGGCUGCAAUGUUCAUGGCUAGAGACAAAAAGUUUUUAAAAAAGGAAUAGCAAAUAUAUUAUAUAUAUAUAUACAUACAUACAUAUAUAUAUAUAUAUAACAGGAAACAAAAUGCAUCCUUGCACUGCUGCUAUAUGCUGGAAAUGAAUAGCAAGCAACACCACCAACAAAAAACAACAACCCUCUUUGCAGAAAAAUUGAAGAAUUUACUGGAUUGGUGAUAAAAUAAGAUUUAAAAAUCAUAAUAAUAACAAUAAUACAAUAAGCCACCAUCUUGCAUGUUACAUUAAAGGAUACACAAUCAUGAGUUCAUUUGUUGCACACUGAAUGGAAACAAAAACUGCUUUGCAACAAAGCAAGAGAUAAGCAAACUGAAAUAAAACACAAACAGAAGCAAAACCAUUCCCCACCUCUGGAAAGAAGAGAGAAAAAUAUUGAGUUUAUUACUUUAGAGUUAUUUUCCAAUUUGGAAGUGUGGUUUCACCCUUUUCCUCAUUUCAUGCUGAUUCUUUUGCAUCUUUUGUGGUUCUGUUAACUCUUCCCCUUCUGUUCCAUAUCUUCUUCUCUGUGCACUUGUCUAACCUCUUGUUCUCUGAAGGUAUUUAAGGAUGGAGUUCAUUUCAAACAGAACAAAUGAUGUGUAUAUGGUUUUUCAUUGAUAAAAACGCAGCCUGUAGGGGUUUCAUAUGGAUGUGCAUUUAAGUUAUGUAUAUUAUUAUAUAUAACGGGGGGGGAGGGGGGUGAAGAAUACUGAAAUAAUUCAACAGUGCUGGUAAAUAUGAUGACAUUUUUAAAUUAUUAACUAGUUGAUUGACUGUGGUUGGUGUACUUUGAGACUCUUAGAUCACAGUGGGACUCCUCGUCCUGCAAGAAGAGAAUGGGGAAGGUAUCAGCCACUGCUGUUUGGAGGAAGAAGGGGAGGGGGAGAGGUGGGAGCCGUCCUGUUGGCUGAUCCGUGUGGCAGCAAGAGGUCUGGGUUUGCUGUUUGGUAUGGGUGUGGAAGUGGUCUGUCAGUGGUGAGUUGGAAGGGCACAGGAAGAGGGUCCUGCAGCCCUAGGUAGGCUCCUCUCCCUGGCUACCGACCAAAAGCAUCAGAAUCGGCUGGAAACAAGGUGACAGCUGCAGGAUUCAUUGCUCCUUUCCAGUUCACUGAGCUGUGAUGAUAGUUGGGUUGUUUUGGAUUGUUUCUGGAUCCCAGUAAUAAGUUACUUGAGUUUUGUAGUAGGAAGGGUUGGAGGCAGAGCAGUUGUUUCUGCCCCCAUUCCUGCUGCCCGGGGUGUGAUGGAAAGGCUGCCUGAGGCACAGUGGGUUGGUGGUGGUGCUGGAGGGUGAUGGCAGUCCUUCCCCAGCCUUGCCACCGGGUGCUGCCCAAAGGCAUGGAGUGGAGAGGUCGCAUUGUCUCCAUCAGUGAAGAGCAUCCCAAGUGAACAAGGCUGGGCAGCAGAGCCCAGGCCCUCUACAUAGGGAGGCACUUGUCAAGGUGGUGUCAGUGAUGCUACCUGCCCCACAGCCUGACAGCUUGGCCUUUAAAGACAGGCCUCCUCUGUGGCUGCCUUUGGAAGGGGAUAACAGGCUGAGCCCAGGGCCUCACACACUGUGAACCAGGUGGUUAGGGUAGACUUGGAACCAAAACCAGAAAGGAAAGGAAAUAAACCGGUUUCCUUUUUUUUUUUUUUCUUUUGAAUUCUAUCUCCUGCAGAAACAAAAGGGGCCGCAGUUCUGCACCAUUUUGCCUUUAGUCCCCCACCCUUCACACAGACUGUGCCCAGAGACAGGUAUAUUUAGCUGUCCUGCAAUGGAUUUGAGGGUGACAGUGAGAAGGAACAGCCUGAGUCAUUAGGGUGCUGUGAGCAGACCACACUCCGGUCUUCUGUCCUGGUCUCUGGCAGCCUUGGUUUACCAGCUGCUUGCUAUGAUGUCCCCCUGAGGUCUGCUCUCCUUCAGGUUUAUUGGUUUCCCCUGCAAGCAUGGAAGCCCUGAGCACAAGCUGCCUGGGCAGGGAACAGCUGCUGGCUGUUGCCAGUACUGUCACAUUCCUGAAGAGGUCGGUGGUGGUGGCUCUCCCUCAGCUUCUGUCCAAGUACAGUCAUCUGCAUGUGACCUGCUGUUUUUAGAGAUGAGACCCCAAACCAGAAAGAGUGAAGGGAGUUGUAAAGAGGCUACUUUUCUCUAUGCUUUUUAAAUGCACCCAAGCCAGCUGUCAGUAGCAGUCGCACUGGCAGAGACACUGGGUGACAGAGGACCUGCUCUCAGUGCCUGCGCUGGGCAUCCAGCCCUUCUCGCCUAUUAGCAAUGGCCUGCACACGGCUCUCAUUGUUCUUUGGCACACCGUGGUUCAUGCUCAGAGGAGCUCACAUGGCCUUCAUACCAUUACAGCCACCCACUGCUACUCUGAAGCUAAGAUACCUGCUUUUGGCAUCACCUGCACAGUUAUCAAAAUAAAGGUUACUGCUCAAACUAGUGGCCUUAUACAGUUAGAGUUGACUUGAGAGUGGACUCAGACGAGUUAUGCUUGGAGUGAGUGGACCCCAUUCUGUGGUUUCUGCAGCAGUGUUUAAAAACUAAAUUAGAAAACGACAACAAUAAAGAAAGCCAAAUGAAACCAAACUGCUGGGCUGGGGCAGCUCAGCACCAUCUGUUUUCUUCCAGGGGCCUUUCUGCUGAAAGGGGCGGGAGACAUGAGUGCCUGUUUUUACCCAAUCCCACAGAUUUAUUCCAAACCUGGCCUGCAAUUGCAUGAGUAAUAACAACAGUGACAAUAGCGUUUAUAUUUGAAAAGCACCUUACCAACCAACUGCAGUGCUCUGUUGUUCCUUCACUAACUCCCCUUUUCCCUUCUUCUUCUUCUCCCCCCUCCAGUCAUGCUCCUUUUCAGUGCUCGGUGGUGUACGCGUGUGUGCUCACUGUUCUUGUAUUCAAUAAAAGUGAAAUAAACGUGUUUGAGGCUAAACCA
Molecule: messenger RNA, 13171 nt
Organism: Gallus gallus (chicken)
Lineage: Eukaryota; Metazoa; Chordata; Aves; Galliformes; Phasianidae
Gene: EPB41L1
Product: erythrocyte membrane protein band 4.1 like 1
Exons: 25
Coding region: 4637-10123 (1828 amino acids)
Biological process (GO): cortical actin cytoskeleton organization
Cellular component (GO): plasma membrane; cytoskeleton
Molecular function (GO): actin binding; structural molecule activity
Source: RefSeq, a predicted model, not a curated record